Rhagoletis zephyria (snowberry fruit fly) is the source of this 1364-nucleotide messenger RNA. RefSeq names its product allatostatin A receptor 1 (gene AstA-R1). The record is from RefSeq and is a predicted model, not a curated record. Gene Ontology annotation, cellular component: plasma membrane. Gene Ontology annotation, molecular function: G protein-coupled receptor activity. Gene Ontology annotation, biological process: G protein-coupled receptor signaling pathway. Lineage: Eukaryota; Metazoa; Arthropoda; Insecta; Diptera; Tephritidae.
CUAUGACUGUAUUAAUGGAACCGUGGAUAAUGGCAUGGGAGUAGCAGGCACAAGCGCGAGUUUCACCGGCCUGCCGGGGCAAGAUGGCAUGACGCAUGGGGACGUCAAUUUCACGUUUCCCCCUGACAAUCUGUUGGAUUUCGAAAUCGACCCAUUAGAGCGCGUUGUGUCAACCAUUGUGCCCGUGUUUUUCGGCAUCAUCGGGCUUGCUGGUCUACUGGGGAAUGCACUCGUCAUUUUGGUUGUUGUCGCCAACCAACAGAUGCGGUCUACCACAAACCUGCUCAUCAUCAAUCUGGCUAUUUCGGAUAUACUCUUCGUCAUCUUCUGUGUGCCCUUCACCGCCACCGACUACGUAUUGCCCGAAUGGCCGUUUGGUAAUUUGUGGUGUAAAUUCGUACAGUAUAUGAUUGUAGUCACCUGCCAUGGCAGCGUCUAUACGCUGGUGCUAAUGUCACUCGACCGGUUUUUAGCUGUGGUGCAUCCGGUGACGAGUAUGUCCUUGCGUACCGAACGUAAUGCGAUGCUGGCCAUCAUUUGCGCCUGGGUGCUCAUUGUGACAUCAGCCAUUCCGGUGGCGUUAUCACACUCAGUUCAGCUCUACUAUUUUAAAGGGCGCAACUACACAGCGUGUGUGUUCUCAUCGCAUGAGGAAAUUUGGAAUCUUGUAGCGUUUCAGGUGUCCUUCUGUGCGUCAUCUUACGUCACUCCACUGACACUGAUAUUUUUCCUGUACAUGUGCAUGUUGGCACGCCUAUGGAAGAGUGCGCCUGGUUGUAAGCCGUCAGCAGAAUCAAGAAAGGGAAAACGGCGUGUAACCCGGAUGGUCGUUGUGGUUGUGCUUGCUUUCGCAAUCUGUUGGCUGCCUAUACAUGUCAUACUCGUUUUGAAGGCAUUGGAUAUGUAUGCAUCUACGCAUCUAACGGUCAUAAUUCAAAUCAUUUCGCACGUACUGGCGUACACGAACUCCUGCAUUAAUCCGUUUCUCUAUGCUUUCCUGUCGGAGAAUUUCCGCAAAGCAUUCCGGAAGGUCGUUUGGUGUGGUACACCGCCACCACUAAUUAACAACCAACAGAUCACCAAGACGACGCGCACAACCAACUGUAAUGGCACCUCUAACGUGGAAAUGUUAUAAGCCCGCAAUGGUGAAACAACCAACAACAAGCAAUGGCCACCCACAAGCCAGCAGCAGCUGAAUCAGCACACGCAAGCACUUCCAUGGCUGCGGCAAACCACAUGUGGUGUUUCAGCAACUGUAACUUUAAUGCAGUCGAAUUUGUUGUUAUUUCACAUUUAAUACAAACACUUAUAGUAUGCAGAUGCAUUACAUAUAAAGCUUAUUUCGAAUGCAGCGUGUGAUUUGU